Molecule: messenger RNA, 2243 nt
Organism: Bufo gargarizans (Asiatic toad)
Lineage: Eukaryota; Metazoa; Chordata; Amphibia; Anura; Bufonidae
Gene: PEX11G
Product: peroxisomal biogenesis factor 11 gamma
Exons: 5
Coding region: 131-838 (235 amino acids)
Biological process (GO): peroxisome fission
Cellular component (GO): peroxisomal membrane
Source: RefSeq, a predicted model, not a curated record
GGAGGUUUGGAACGCAGAAGACUGAAGUCCAAUAUAGUGCAGUAGUUGUAAUAGCUACACGUAUUAGGGACUUCGGUCUUCAGCUGCGUGGGGUCGUGAAUAUUACUGUGCAGGUGCCUGGACUGGUAGCAUGGCAAAGGCGGUAACUACAGUGGUUAAUGUCCUGGAAUCAUACAGGGGCAGAGACAGGAUGAUACGGACGCUAUGUUAUGGCUGCCAGCUGCUUGGCGGAGCCAUUACACAGAAGUAUGGAGAGAAGCAGCAGUGUGGAAUGAGCCUUCUCAUUGUGGCGUCUCAGCUGAGCCACUGCAGGACGGUACUGAGAUUAUUUGAUGACCUGUCCAUGGUGGCCUACUCACUUCAGUAUGGUCUAGGAAAGAAGGAAAAAGACUGUCUCAUCAGGUGGAUCUCUGUCUUGGGCAACCUAUUUGACCAGCUAUACUAUCCAUGUGAGCAUAUGGCCUGGGCAGCAGAUGCUGGAGUUAUUCACAUCAAGUCUGAUAAGUGGUGGACAGCCAGCACAGCCUUUUGGGGUCUUUCACUUAUGGUGGGAAUUAUACGAUCUUUAAGAACGUUACUAAAGCUAAGAGGAAGCAAAGGAAAACAUUCCAAGGGUGAUCAUCCAAAGAGCCGAGGAGAAAUUAAGUUCCAGAUGAGAUCAGAACUUUUGUGCAUUGUCAGCUGUCUCUCUGAUCUAGUUAAUGCUAUUCACUGGAUGCCCCCUGGUUUUCUUUGGGGGGGAUGCUCUCCCACAUGGUUAGUAGGUCUGAUGGGAACAAUUUCUUCAGUAAUUGGAAUCUACCAGACUGCUGUUGGCGGAAGUUCUGCUGGAGUAUAAAGUCAAAGGCAGAGAGAGAGAAGAGGACACAGUGGAUGACGAUUUCCUACUGCCCAAUUGCAAUAAUGUCAUGCUAGUCAUGGACUCUAGGCUUGGGGUUUGUGAUUAAAAAGGUUGUCCUGGACUAGAAAAACAUGCUUUUUCCCAGAAACAACAUCACUCCUGUCCACAGGUUAUUUUUGAUAUUACUGCUCUGCUUCAUUAAUGCGAAUUCAGUUGAGCUACAAUACUACACACAGACUGUGGACUGGUGUGGUGCUGUUUUUGGAAGAAAUGUGCCAUCAUUUUCUGAUUAUGGACAACCCCUUUAAGUUGUUAGUCUCUGGCUUAGUAUUCUUAUUUCUGGACUUAGAUUAAUGCUUACUUUAGUCAAAUCGUACCUACUAAACAGAAUCUGUCGAUUUUACAUUGUUAUCUAUGCUAUAGAUUAUGGGUCAGCAACGUUCGGCACCCCAGCUGUAGUGAAACUACAACUCUCAGCGUGUUUCCUUGUCUGUUCUUGGAAGUUCCAUAGAAGUUAAUGGAGCAUGCUGGGGGCUGUAACUCUCACUUUCUCAAUCACAGGAUGUCAGCCGUAUUUAUGGAUUCAUCUUCCCUAUACUGAGGUCCCCUGAAGAACUAAUAAUUAACUGGGGAAACAUGUCAGCUAUUCUAAACAAGUUGGUCACAUGCAGGGCAAGGCCAACCAAAAGUAGGGUCACCCUUGGGGGAGGUGCGUUAGCUUUAGCAGAAUUAUAUGCUAAGAUUCAUCAGUUCUGGGCUCCUGAUGCCAGAACGAUUUGACUCCACAUGACUGAACUGUAAGACAGGCCAGGGGCAUCCACUGGAUGCUGUGACCUCAUUAGUGUGUAAUUCCAGCCAUCAGAUAUCGUGUUCCCAAAGUGACUGCUGCUCAUUAUCGUUUAUGUCAUAUCAGUAACACUGUUUAAAAGUUUUGGAUAUUCUUUUACCUGUUGUAAUAAAAGUCAGGUUCUGUGCUGUGAUGACAUGCUGGGGGUUGCUGACCCCUGCUAUAGAUUCCAUGUAUCCUACACCCUCUUGUAAGGAAUGGACGGAUUUUUCAGUAGGAAUCAUGGCUCAGUACAUACGUGACUAGGAUACCUUGAGAGAUUUACUUGAAUAUUGAAAUCGGAUGAGACCACUUGAACGCGGUGAGUGGUCAUAAUAUAGGAUAUUUUUGUCACUGCUUUGCACAUUGUCCACUUGAUUGGAAUAACUGACAUAUUAUAUCUCUGUAUUGAUAAUCCAUUUUUUAAGCCUUGGAGAUCAGAGACUACAUUGGGCACUAGACCUGCACUAUGACAUGUUCUGAAUACUAUACUGCUGUGGUAAGCUGUAGUAGGCACCCCCUUAUACACUGGAAAUUAGAACGACAUUCAGUUAUUAAAUUUGUUUAAAAAUAUAA